Messenger RNA from Liolophura sinensis, 783 nucleotides. RefSeq lists its product as uncharacterized. Lineage: Eukaryota; Metazoa; Mollusca; Polyplacophora; Chitonida; Chitonidae. Bases 1 to 783 code for a protein of 260 amino acids. The transcript is spliced from 5 exons. The record is from RefSeq and is a predicted model, not a curated record.
AUGGGGCGACAACGUUCGUGUUUGAACCAGCCCCAGGUGUCUGAGGAAAACCAGGAGCUUCACACUGAGGAGGUAGAAAAGGCUUAUUGUGCAGCCUUGGAAGCUUUACAAGCCUGGAGGCGGCACUCCUUAGAUGGCAUAAGAACCCGCUAUUCACAGUGGAGUGUGGAGUGUAGUGCUAUACUCAAACAUUUACAGCUACAGGCCCAGGAAAUGGAGACGAUGGUACAGGCUUCCAAUGAUUUAUUAGCAUCAAUGGACGUGGAGUUUUUGCAGGGUUCCACGGACUUCACCAAAACAACUGAUGACCAGCUGAAUGGGAUAAGAUCAGAUCUGGAGAAACAUGAGGUCAGCAGACAGAAGCUUCUAGCUUCUGUACAACUUGACCAAGUUGUUCCUAGACAGGUGACUGUAAAAGAGACAAUGCAAGAACGCCAGGACUUAGAAGCAGCAGUCAGUGGACAAAUAUCUCCCCUACGUGUUACAAAGCCGACGCUGAGAUUCACAGAGACAGACGACAGGAAGCUGAGAAUCACUGACAGCGGCUGUGUGGUAAAGGCUGAGGGCUUGUCCAGGGUGUUGAGGUGGAGGAGAGCUGUGACAGACGGGCGUUACCAGACGGGCAGGUACUACUGGGAGAUACACAUCACUUGUUCACAUGGCUGUAACUGUUAUGUAGGAGUGACACAGGAGAGCUGUGGUGUGAGUGAGGAGACAGACCGUGGCCGUAACACCUGGUACAUUGAGAUGGCGUACCGUGGUGAUAAGGUCUGGUGUUGGUGA